Acanthopagrus latus (yellowfin seabream) is the source of this 1479-nucleotide messenger RNA. RefSeq names its product transcription factor HES-2-like. The transcript has 2 exons. The coding region runs from base 1 to 456 and encodes 151 amino acids. The record is from RefSeq and is a predicted model, not a curated record. Gene Ontology annotation, molecular function: protein dimerization activity; RNA polymerase II cis-regulatory region sequence-specific DNA binding; DNA-binding transcription factor activity, RNA polymerase II-specific. Gene Ontology annotation, cellular component: nucleus. Lineage: Eukaryota; Metazoa; Chordata; Actinopteri; Spariformes; Sparidae. Gene Ontology annotation, biological process: regulation of neurogenesis; regulation of transcription by RNA polymerase II; anterior/posterior pattern specification.
AUGAAGCCAGCAGAGAUCAGAUUCUCUCUACAGAGACCUCUACAGCACAGAGAUCCAGCCAUGGCACCUACAAUCACUGCAGCAAUGACCAAUUCUCAGGAGCAUCUCACUCUGACCCACAAGCUCAGAAAGCCUCUGGUGGAGAAGUUACGCAGAGAGCGAAUCAACAGCAGCAUCGAGCAGCUCAAGUCUCUCCUGGGUCCAGACUUCCUCAAACAGCAGCCAGACUCCAAGCUGGAGAAAGCAGACAUCCUGGAGAUGACAGUUUGUGUCCUGAGACGACUGCAGCAGCAGCAUCAACAGCAGAGAAGACUGCUGAACCACGUCAACAAGCUGCAGUCUUCCUCUGACAACAACCUGACAGAGGCUGACUUCUCUCCUCUGAGCUCCACAGUCCACACCAGCAUCACCAAAGACAAGAGUCCAGACAACAGCGCCCUCUGGAGGCCGUGGUAGACACCAACUCACUGGAGUUACUGCCACACAAACUCUCAUGACCACAUUGGUCAAAGAUUACUGGACUGAAUUCUUUAAAAUUUGAUGGACUUGUUCUUCUGUAUGUACAGAAGGCUGUAUUUUGUGUGUUUGUCUUUGUUCAAGAUGACAUUUCCUGAGGAAAUGACAGCAACAAUAUCUUUCAAGUUGAGAAAGAGAACAUCUUGUCAUGCAUGUUGCAUGAACAACAUCUGAUUGCAUCAGCAAUUAUCAUCAUCAUACCUCCCUAUUCAUGUGUUAGGUAGUAUAUGCUGUGAUAACAUUUUGAUCAUUUUGAUCAGAAAACUUUAACUGUCCUUUUUAUGGACAUAUUGUCACAAUGAACUUUAAUCUCUGAUUACUCAGAGAUAUGACACUUUAAUGAUUCACUUUACAACAAGUAUUUUUAAAAUCAAAAUACAAUGGUGAUGUCUUUAACCUCUUGAUUAGUAAUGAUCAUUUUGAUCAUAAACUUAAAUUGUCCUUUUUAUGGACAUAUUGUCAUGAUGAACUUUAAUCUCUGAUUACUUAAAACUGAUCUUUUAUAAGAUCCAAAUGUGUAUAUCUUUUUUUCUAAAGUUUUGCUUAAUGUCACGAUUUUCCUGUGGAACUUUUUGUCAUAUUGGACUUUCCUUCUCUGUAUCACUGUAUGUGAUUAUUGAAAAAUGAUCUGUUUUAAGAUCAACAUGUUUAUCUUUUUACUGUAAAAGGUUUGAUAUCACACUGUCACACUGUGACACUGUGAAAAUAUAAUUUUACAUUUUGAGAACCCAUUCAAUUGAAUAGUUAUUAGGAACGGUGUAAUCUGUUGUCAGUUUUUAUUAUCUUUUGUUUUGACAGUGUAGACUGUGUCCUCAAAUAUUGUAAAUCGUUUGUCUUUUAUAAAGACAGUUGUUCCUUUACUCUCUCUGAGUACAGUGUGUCUUGUAGAAAUCUACAAAUUGCUGUUGUGAUGUAUCAUCACCUCUAGAUGGCGCUUUCUCACUCUAUGUGGUUCAUUGUGCC